CGCGGAAGUCUUUUAGAAAGUUUCCCGCCCACCUUCUCGCAGCCAGUUUCUCUUCUACGUUUCUUCGCAUUUAAACCUACAUUACACGAUAUGAGGCGAAACAGGAGCGCCAGGUGUAAACGCAAUAAUGCCACAGGAGAAGAAGAAGACGUUCCCAAAACCACUGCAGUGUGGCAGUGGCAGGGAGACCAGGAUCAGUGGGAACCUUACUCCUCAGCCGAUAGCUCCCUGCUGGACGCCGCUGUCGCCUCAGGACAGACCUCACUGUCUCUUACCGCACCCUCCGGGACCGUCUAUGAUGUGGACCUGAAGAAGAUGAUUCAGACGAACCCUGUCACCAAGUACAAGAGGAAGAUUCGCUGUCAUGUGGUGAAACCAGAAAACGCGGUGGAUGACAGCGGAGAAAUAACUAAAAAUGCCGCGUCAAUUAAAGAGGAAGAGGAGGAGAGUGAAGAUCAGCCUCCUGCCAAGAGGAAACGAGGCAGAGCUAAGAGCCAAGCAACAGCUGACAAACAACCCAAAGAGGAAAUAAAAACAGAAGAGGUGGUGAGGACGGUGGUGAUGAAGGGAAAAGCUCCGGUGGACCCAGAGUGUAAAGCCAAAGUCGGAAAGGCUCAUGUCUACAGCGAGGGCAGUGAUGUUUACGAUGUGAUGUUGAACCAGACGAACCUUCAAUUCAACAACAACAAAUAUUACUUGAUUCAGCUCCUGAAGGAUGACAGCUCCAAGCUCUACAGUGUGUGGAUGAGGUGGGGCAGAGUGGGCAAAGUGGGUCAGAACAGUCUGACGUUGUGCGGUGGCGAUCUGAUGAAGGCCAAAGACCUCUUCAAGAAAAAGUUCCUGGACAAGACCAAGAACGAGUGGGACGACAGGGCUCAGUUUGAGAAGGUGGCUGGAAAGUACGACAUGGUGCAGAUGGACUACAGCGCUCCUGAGAAGGAGGAGAGCCAGGUGGACAGCCCAGUCACCAAAAGAGAGUCAACGCUGCAUGAGAAGGUCCGCUCUCUGCUGGAGCUCAUCUGUGACCUGAAGGCGAUGGAGGAGUGUGUGCUGGAGAUGAAGUUCGACACCCGCAAAGCUCCUCUUGGCAAGCUGACGACAGAGCAGAUCCGCGCUGGCUACACGGCGCUGCAGAGGAUCGAGUCCUGUCUGAAGAAGAAGGGCAGCAACAAAGAGCUGCUGGAGGCCUGCAACCAGUUCUACACCCGCAUCCCUCAUGACUUCGGCUUGAGGACUCCUCCGCUGAUUCGCACUGAAGACGAGCUGAAGGAGAAAAUCUCUCUGCUUGAGGCACUGAGCGACAUCCAGAUCGCGGUGAAGAUGGUCCAGUCCGGCAAAGACGACGGCGAACAUCCUCUGGACCAACAGUACCGAGCGCUCCGCUGUCAACUGGACCCACUGGACUCCAGCAGCCACGAGUACCAGGUACUGGAGCGGUACCUUCAGUCCACUCACGCUCCGACCCACUCGGACUACACCAUGACGAUUCUGGACAUUUUCUCGGUGGACCGCGAUGGAGAGCGUGGCAGCUUCCUGUCGGACAUACACAACAGAGCUCUGUUGUGGCAUGGGUCCCGCAUGUCCAACUGGGUCGGAAUCCUCAGCCAGGGACUCAGAGUGGCACCACCCGAGGCUCCAGUCACUGGCUACAUGUUUGGCAAAGGGAUCUAUUUUGCCGACAUGUCGUCCAAGAGCGCCAACUACUGUUUCGCUAACAGCAGCGGGAAGGUUGGGCUGCUGCUUCUGUGUGAGGUGGCUCUGGGCGACGCUAAUGAGCUGCUGGACGCCAACUACGAGGCCAACAAACUUCCUGAGGGAAAACACAGCACCAAAGGAGUGGGCCAAACUGGACCGGACCCUGCCAACGCCGUCACCCUCGACGGUGUGACGGUUCCGAUGGGUCCGGGUGUGAAGAGCGGUUCGACCCGAAGCACCGGCUACUCCCUCCUCUACAAUGAGUUCAUCGUCUACAACCCCGCACAGGUCCGCAUGCGGUACCUGCUGAGGAUCCAGUUCAACUACUCGUCGCUCUGGUGAUGUCAUCACUCCGCGCCUCCAGGUAUAGACACCGUGUGGCACUCUUCACUGUCUUUUAUGGAUCUUUGAGGGGAAACAUGCUUCCUUAAAUAGUCAGAACGUAGACAGGAAGUGAUGACGGUUGUUCAAAGACAGGAAACAGGUGUGUUCCAAACCAUCAAUAAAUGUUUUGUACAAAUAUUUCUUGUUUUUCUCCCUCUAUUUAUUCUGUCCGUUAUUUCUCCUUCAAACUUUCAUUUUUUUUGUGUUUCACAGCUUUGUAUAUUCAACUUUGUUGCCACAAACAAAAAAAAUGUUUUCUUUGACUCACUCUCAAUCCAAUUUUUGAGUUUUCCUUUUCUGAACUUAAAUUCCAGGAACAUUUUUCAUUUGUAACUUGAAACCCAUUU
Messenger RNA from Synchiropus splendidus (mandarinfish), 2426 nucleotides. It is a transcript of the gene parp2, whose product is annotated as poly (ADP-ribose) polymerase 2. The coding region runs from base 91 to 2037 and encodes 648 amino acids. The record is from RefSeq and is a predicted model, not a curated record. Gene Ontology annotation, molecular function: NAD+ poly-ADP-ribosyltransferase activity; zinc ion binding. The transcript has 17 exons. Lineage: Eukaryota; Metazoa; Chordata; Actinopteri; Syngnathiformes; Callionymidae.